AUGGACAUAGUCCAAGGCAGUCCACGUCUACCACGAAAUGGAUCCCUACCUCCGGCCCGUCCGACAAUUCUUCUGGGACUUUCAGUCAACAUGCUAUCCUCUCUUGCUCCCAUACCUCAACCGCUUCGCCGUUCUCGCGCAAGAAUCCCCAGCCAUAGUCUCCCUGGGCGUCCUCUUGCUAUCUCUCGCGAUAAUGCUGCAGAUCCUGAGCUGGGUGAGGAGGAUGAUGGUCUGGUGGUUUAG
Messenger RNA from Venustampulla echinocandica, 243 nucleotides. RefSeq lists its product as uncharacterized. NCBI's taxonomy places the organism in Eukaryota, Fungi, Ascomycota, Leotiomycetes, Helotiales, Pleuroascaceae. The transcript has 2 exons. The coding region runs from base 1 to 243 and encodes 80 amino acids. The record is from RefSeq and is a predicted model, not a curated record.